AUGGGGAGUGGCAGCUCCCAGGCCGGCCAGGGCCCCGAUUCAGCCCUCCCCGCCCCCCGCUCCGAGCUGCUCUUCUGCGGCUCCUUCCCCAGCAAGUGGCACGAGAGCGUCUUCCUGGAGAACGAGCUGCUGACCUCCAAGAUCCUGUCCGUCCUCCGGCCGCAGCCGGAGGGCCGGGGGCCGAGAGCCGGAGGGGCCCCCCUGGCCCCCCGGGUCCUGAGCGCCAACUCUCUCUUUGCUUCCCUAGCUGCCUCCCUCCGGGAGCCGCCCCGCAGCGUCCUGCUGGGCCCAGAUGGGGGCGCCCCCGGCCUGCCCCGCAGCCUCGGCAUGACGAUCGUGCAGAGGGGCAGCCCACCGUUGCAGCUGAGCGCCGCCGCCACGUCUGCUGGGGCCCUCGGGAAGCUCGGACCCGCGGGGGGAGGAGAGAUGGACGAAGGCGAUGGGGUCUUCAAAGCCAAACCGGCCCCCGAGGAUGUCAGCUCUCUGGCCUCCACCACCACCGCCACCACCGAAUCUGUCUUUGUGGAAGAUACCCAGUUUGCCUCCUUGCAGAACGAGCUGGAGGCGGACGCUCGGGAGUUUGCAGCCCAGUCCUGGAGCCUGGCGGUGGAGCAAUCUUACGUGAAGCAGCAGCAGAGAGAAGUCAUCAAGAGGCAAGACGUCAUCUAUGAGCUGAUGCGGACGGAGAUGCACCACGUCCGGACGCUGAAGAUCAUGCUGAAGGUCUACUCGCGAGCCAUGCGGGAGGAGCUGCAGCUUGGCCACGCCGUCAUCCAGCGCCUCUUCCCGUGCGUGGACGAGCUGCUGGAGCUGCACGAGGCCUUCCUCUUCCAGCUGAAGGAGCGGCGGAAGGAGGCCUUGGAAGGAGGGAGCGAGCAGAACUACGUCAUCCACAACAUCGGUGACCUCCUGGUGCAGCAGUUUUCCGGCGAGACGGGAGAGCGGCUGAAGGAGAAAUACGGCGUCUUCUGCAGCAGCCACAGCGAGGCGGUCGGGUACUACAAGGAGCUGCUGCAGCAGAGCAAGAAGUUUCAGAACUUGAUCAAGAAACUCGGCCAUUCUUCCAUCGUGCGGAGGCUGAACGUCCAGGAAUGCACCCUCCUGGUGACGCAGCGCAUCAUGAAAUACCCUGUGCUGGUGGAGCGUGUCAUUCAGAACACGGAAGCCGGCACCAAAGAAUACGCCGACCUGACGCAGGCGCUGGGGCUGAUCAAGGAGGCCAUCACGGCGGUGGACGCCCAGGUGAACGAGACGGAGAAAGGGCAGCGCCUGCGGGAGAUUGUCAGCAAGAUGGAGCUGAAGUCCUCGGGCAAGUUCAGGAACGGCCUGGUCUUCCGGAAGGAGGACGUGCUCCAGCGGCGCUUCCUCCUGGACGCGGUGCUGUCUUGGAAAGCCGCCUCCGGCCGCCUGAAAGAUGUCCUGGCUGUCUUGCUGACGGAUGUGCUUCUGCUGCUGCAAGAGAAAGACCAGAAGUACAUGUUUGCCUCCAUGGACUCGAAGCCGCCGGUGAUCUCUUUGCAAAAGCUGAUCGUCCGGGAAGUGGCCAACGAGGAGCGGGCCAUGUUCUUGAUCAGCGUCUCCAUGAAAGGGCCGGAGAUGUACGAGAUUUAUACCAACUCCAAGGAGGAGAGGAAUUUCUGGAUGGCGCAGAUCCGCAGGGCGGUGGAGAGUUGUCCUGACGAAGACGGUGGGAUCCUUCCCGACGCAGAGGAAGAAAGAAGGCGGGCCGAAGCGAGGGCGGUGAAGCUGAAGGAAUUCCAAGACCGCCUGAGCCUGAAAGACGAUGAAAUCCUGGAGCGCCUCAGCGAGAAACAGCAGAUCUACCUGGAGAUGGCCGAGAUGAACGGCUUCGAGGACCCGGCGCCUGGCUCCCGCAGCCGGGCCUUCUACCGCGCGGAGUCUCCGGAGAGCCUGCAGGGCGAGGCCAUCCUCAAGAGAGCCGUGAUGGAAGUGGAGGGUCUCCAGAACCUGCUCUUUGUCCAGUUGGGGGGGAACGUCAGCUCUUGCACCGAGGACGCCUCUGGGCCCAGCCUGCUGAGGCGAGCGGAGACCUUCGGGGGAUACGACAGCGCCACGGCCGGGCUGCCCAAAACCGGCAGCUUCAAGAAGAAGGUUUGCAGUGGGGAGCCGUGGCCGCGGGAUCACCGAGGCCUCCCGACCGACGCGGAGGCGACGUUCACGGAGCCUGCUCCUGCCAAGGACGACGGGCCGCCACCGCCGCGCUCAGGCGACACCCCAAGACUGGAGCAGUCCAGCAGCCUCCAGCCGCUGCUGGGAACCGAGUCAGAGCUCCUCCAGAGGAUCCAGACGCUCUCGCAACUGCUGCUGAGUCUCCAGGCGGUGAUGGCCCAGCAGGACAGCUACCUGGAGCUGCAGCGGAGCACGCUGGCGGACCGGGAGAAGCAGUUCCGGCUGCAGUCGACGCGGGGCAGCCUGCUGCUGGAGCAGGAGCGGCAGCGCAACUUCGAGAAGCAGCGGGAGGAGCUGGCCGGCGUGCAGAAGCUGCAGGGGCAGCUGCAGAGCGAGCAGCGGCGCUGGGAGCGGGAGCAGGAGCGCCAGCGGCAGGAGCGGGAGGCGGCCGAGGGCCGGCUGCGGGAGCGGGAGGCGGCGGCCCUGCGGCUGCGGGAGCGCCUGGCCCAGGAGCGGGAGGAGCUGGAGCAGCAGCGCCAGGCCUACCAGCACGACCUGGAGCGGCUGCGCGAGGCCCAGCGGGCCGUGGAGAAGGAGCGCGAGCGCCUGGAGCAGCUGCGCAGGGCCAAGACGCAGCCGCCCGCCGGGCCGGGGCCCUUCUCCCCCGAGGCGCACGGCCUGAGCCACUCCGUGAGCUUCAACGGCGAAGGGCUGGAAGUGGGGACGACGACUCCGACGCCCCCCAAGGCCAGCGGGCGCGCCAGCAUCUCCGGCGCGGACUACCUGGAGCGGGCGGAGCUGGCCCGGCGGGACAGCGGGGCGCUGGACGGGGGCCGCCCCCUGCUGGCGCUGAAGGGCGAGGUGCCCAUCCACCUGCUGAGCGCCACCAACCAGCUGCAGAAGCCGGCGGCCGUGCAGCAGCAGAUCCCCACGAAGCUGGCUGCCUUCACCAAGGGCAGCAAGGAGAAAGGGGGCAGAGCCGGCAGGGCCCCCUCCCACCGGGCGGACAGCACGGCAUCGCUCGACAUGCGGCAUCUCCUGCCCACCAAGCCGGCUGGCAAGGAGGAGCCUUUUCCCCGGAGCCGGCUCUCCGCCAGCCCCGUCUUUCCGCACAGCCAGAACGUCGCCUUCCCAUUAGAACCGCCUGGCGCGGCCGAGAGCAGCCACGCCGACGCGCCUCCGCCUGCCUCCGCCAACCUCUUCAAGCCCAAUAGCGUGCACGCCCUUUCGCCUGCCCUGGAUGACGGUAGCAAGGAGGACGUGAUCUUCUUCUGACCAGCACCCAAGAAGGCUCCGAGGAGCGUCCGGAUUCUGCGCCUCGGCCCGGUUGCUCGUUCGGAGCCCGGAGCCGGACAGACUACCCCCAGAGAGCUGUUUGAAAUGGAGGAGGGCGUUUGGGGGCGGGGGGGGGGCGUUCUCCAUAAGGCGCUGGGCGUUGUCUGCCUUUGCCUUUGCUCUGAAGCCACUUCUGUGACGUGGGUGGAGGGGAGGCCUUAGCAGCACUCUGUGCCUCUCUCGCCCUCGAACGUGGCGAAGGGGACGCACGAGGAUGCUUGAGAUCCCCAGGGCACCUUUUGGGGGGGGGGGGCGUGGACUUUCGCUCCUGCCAAAGACUCUGCCGCCCGUAGUGGCCGACGCCUGCCAAGGCAGCGGCUGGCCCGACGGCACGGAGCGCCCCCCGGGUGCUGAAAUGUUCCCCAAAGGGAGGGAACGAAGAACCGUGAAACCGAACCACUAGCAGACUUGUCCUGGGAAGUGGGCUGGUUCCCUCGUCACACCGUUGCCUGUGUCUCACAACAGUCCUGCUGCUCGGGGUCGUGCCAGGCUUCUCGGGGGAGUCUGCAGUCUCAACCAAAUUGGGAGCCCGCCUCCCCCCCGCCCGCCUCCGCCAUUUCCAAGGGAUCUUCCUCCCGCUCGCUACAUCCCUUGCCCGGGGUCUGCUGGGUCGGGAGUCGUCGUCGUCGUCGUCGUCUCCUGCUUUGCUACGCUAAAGGGAUCUUUCCGAAGAGGCCGUACCACGAGACGGGGGUGGGGGGUGGGGGGAGCGUGAGUGAGGCUGGUUUCCCACAAUCCUCUUCUCAUCAGAGGACGCUUCUCUUUAAGGAAACACCAGCGGCUGCUGCGUCGUUAAAACCCCUUUCCAGCGCGUUGCUUUGGAAUGAAGUUUUGGCCCGCCAAACGACAAGGCCAAGUGCCCGGCUUGCCUUCUUUCCCGAGGGUCACUCUCUGGACAUUCCGCCGUUGUGUCCUGGCGACCACGAGUGCUGCUGUCGGUCAUGGGGGGAGAAGACGAGCCCCCCUGCCGCCACCUCGCUCUGGCUUGUAACCGUUUCUGCUGCAGCCAUUUGGACGCCCAAGAGGGUCCGGGCACCGAGAGGUAGCGGCAAAAGUUGCCUCUGCAGCGGAUCCUCUGUGUCGAUGGACAGGAAUCUUCCCAGAGACGCCUUGCGGAAUCUAGGUUGCAGUUAAGCCAGCCUCUUGCAGCCUGACGCCCUCCAGACGGGUUGGCUUAGCCUUAAACCUGGGAAGGAGAAGACCUGCAAGCCAACCCACCUGGAGGGCGUCACAGUGGGCAGCGAGGAAGGAGCAGGAGUUUGCAUCUUCAUACCCUCCGUCGGCGCUGCCACACCCCCGUUUCCCCCUCGCCGUUCUCCUCCUCCGUUGUCUUCGCAAUACUGGCGGGCUCUGUGUCCCGACAAACCACUUGUGCCAUGCUUAUCAGUGUUUUUAUACGUGCGUCUUGUCUAUAUAUUGGUACGGAAAAAGAAUCGGAGCACUUUAGGAAUAUGUGAAGGGGUGGAGGGGGGUGGUCUUUUUAAGGAUGUUUUCCUUCCCUUUCUGUCUCUUGUGGGGCAAGGAAGUUUCCCUGCGGAGGGGCCCGUAGCGAACUCUCUUGUCCGCCCAUUGCAGGUUGCCUCCCGUGGCGUCCGACUUUUUUUUAAAAAGGGCCUGUCUUGCGCUUUGCGGCUGUGCCGAUUGGUUCUGAAGUGGAAGAAGCAUCCCGCAACGUUUCCGGCCGCAAACCCUGUACAUAGAUCCUUCCUUGCUGAACGUGCCGCAGCAGCUAGUCUGUGUAGCAUCGCCCCCCGCCCCGCCCUCUCUUUUCAAUUUUAUCUGUAAAGUUCGGUGGGUUUUAUGUGUUGGAUAAUAUGUUUUCCUCUCGUCAAAUUUGUGCACUACUGUGGCGAUCAAACCGGGAUCCUGGCUCACCAAAUGGCAUGGCUACCGUGGUUAAUUUUUUAAGCGGUGAUUGCAAUUGUUCCUCCACUGCAGGAUGCUGCAGCUGAGACCCCUCCCUUCCUCCCCGCCCCCCGCCCCCCCCCCCCCGGGUCCCCCAACAAAUUAAAACAACAAAAAUGAAACUUAAA
This is a messenger RNA of Elgaria multicarinata webbii, 5498 nucleotides long. It is a transcript of the gene ARHGEF18, whose product is annotated as Rho/Rac guanine nucleotide exchange factor 18. Gene Ontology annotation, molecular function: guanyl-nucleotide exchange factor activity. The transcript has 19 exons. The record is from RefSeq and is a predicted model, not a curated record. The coding region runs from base 1 to 3405 and encodes 1134 amino acids. Lineage: Eukaryota; Metazoa; Chordata; Lepidosauria; Squamata; Anguidae. Gene Ontology annotation, cellular component: plasma membrane. Gene Ontology annotation, biological process: regulation of Rho protein signal transduction.